Chelonoidis abingdonii (Abingdon island giant tortoise) is the source of this 597-nucleotide messenger RNA. NCBI's taxonomy places the organism in Eukaryota, Metazoa, Chordata, Testudines, Testudinidae. The record is from RefSeq and is a predicted model, not a curated record.
AUGGUGAAGAUCGUGACUGUCCUGACCCGGGCCUAUGCCAACCAGAAGCCCGGCACCAGCGGGCUGCGCAAGCGGGUCUGGGUGUUCCAGGACAACGCGUUCCAGGCCGAGAACUUCAUCCACAGCAUCCUGGCCACAGUGCCCGCGGCUGAGCGGCAGGAGGCCGCGCUGGUGGUGGGUGGCGACGGCUGGUUCUACAUGACCAAGGCCAUCCAGUUGAUCAUCCGGAUCGCCGCUGCCAAUGGGAUUGGCCGUUCAGUGAUUGGACAGAAUGGAAUUCUCUCCAACCCAGGUAUCUUCUGUAUUAUUAGAAAAAUCAAAGUCAUUGGUGGCAUCAUUUUGACAGCCAGUUACAACCCUGGUGGCCCCAAUGGAGACUUCGGCAUUAAAUUCAAUAUUUUCAAUGGAGGUCCUGCUCCUGAAGGUAUUACUGAUAAAAUUUUCCAAAUUAAGAAGACUAUUGAAGAGUAUGCUAUCUGCCCAGAUCUGAAGGUGGACCUUGGUACCAUUGGAAAGCAGCAAUUUGACUUGGAGAACAAGUUUAAACCAUUUACAGUUGAAAUUGUGGAUUCAGUGGAAGCUUAUGCUAUUUGCCCA